AUGGGGCCUGGCCUAUUACUGGCAUCUCUGUUCUGUGUGUGCUUCUUGCUGCAUGAGGUGGGUUCUCUGAGCCUCACUGAGAACCCUAAGAAACAGAAGGCAAAGCACAUGCUCCGCAUUAAUGAGGUCAAUGCAGAUAACCCAGGGAUCGACACCUUGGAGUAUGUGGAGUUGUAUCACACAAGUGGCCAGCAGACCCCUCUAGAUGGCUACUCUUUGGUCUUUUACAAUGGCAAGGGCAAUAUGGCCUACAAAGUCCAGGAUCUCGGGGGCUUUUCCACCAAUAACGAAGGCUUCUUCCUCUUGGGGUCCUCUACGGUCAUUCCGAAGCCAUCGGUGAUCCUGCCUAACAACACAAUCCAGAACGGGCCAGAUGCUAUUGCGCUCUAUUUUGGGACAAAGAAGCUGCAUGAGGGAAUGACCGUCACCAACGAAGGGCUGGUGGAUGCGUUGGUCCAUAAGUCUAAAAUGAGUGACAGAGCGGAUGAGCUGGUCCGUGUUUUGACCCCGGGUGUGGAGCCUUUCCUGGAGGACCCUUUCUUCAGGACCACAGAUGAGGCACUGGAAAGAUGCUGGGGGACUGAUUCUCAUUGGUUCUUCCAAGUGGGUGCGCCUACCCCAGCCAUGGAUAACCACUGCAUCCCUUUUUCUCAGCUGAACGAAUCGGCCGUGUUGAUCAAUGAGGUUAACAUCGUGUCGUCCCCUGGAGAGUUUGAGUUUGUCGAGCUACAAGGCCGUCCUUCAAGUCAAGUAGAUGGCUUGGUACUGGUGUUGAUUGAGGGGAGCACCCAAGAGAUUUACUUUGUGAUGGAGGUGCAUGGCAAGACAUCCCCUGAUGGGCUGCUUCUCCUUGGCCCAGGCCAGUUCAACUCCUCAGGUAGGGCUGGGCUGCUGCUCAUGGUGUUGGCGUCUUCUCACAUACCAAGGGUGGAAUGUGUAGCAAGAUGUCUUAUACCAAGUCAAGCUGUUGGGCCAUCUAGUUUAGUAUUGUCCAGACCAGGGUUUCCCAAGCUUGGGUCUCCAGGUGUUUGUGGACUACAAUUCCCAUCAUCCCAUGACCACUGAUCUUGCUAGCUAGGGAUGAUGGGGGUUGUAGUCCAUUGGAAAGCAAAUGGAAUGCAAGAUAAAUCUGAGCACCGUCUCUAGCAAUAUGGCAUUGUGUGUCCAUGUGGGUGUUUCCUUGGGCUGAUUAACAGGUUGUUUUAAUAGGAAUAAACCCUCGUUUUUCUUCUCUUGCUUUGACCUCCAGUUGACCUGCCAUUCCCCCAGAACUCCAGAAGACCCCUCCUCAGGGCAGGUGCCAAUGCUGUUGCCCUGUACAGAGGGACUCCUGCCAGCUUUGCUGAGGGGGCUGCUGUGUCAGCAACAGACCUCCUGGAUGCCUUGGUGUACUCUACAGCUGAAAGUGCUGAUUUGAAGCUGCAGGAUGUCUUGACUCCCGGGAAGCCCCUCUUCCAUGCAAGAGAGAGGUGAGAAAAAGAAGGGCAGGGAAUUUCUGUGGCCUUCCUUUCCAAUAAGGGAGCCCACCACACCGCAGGGCCAGAUUUCAUGUUCUGUAGCUAUUUUAUUUAUUGAAUUUAUAUUAUUUAUUUCAUAAAUUUAUGCACCACUGGAUUGUAAGAAAACCCCCUCAAAGACAAAACAAUAAAAUCAAGAAAAGUUCAGAAAUAUAUCCUCAUUAUUAUUUUAUUUGUAUGCUGCCUUUCCAUAGUUGAAACUAUGCUCAGGCAGCUUACAACAUGACAAGAUUUACAUAAUUACAAACAUAACAGAAGUCAUAAACAAUAAAUAAAACGCAUCAAAAAGUACAUAACCAAAUGGAAACAAUUUCCACAUAAAUCAUCAGAUCUAAAACUAAAGAUACAACAGUAAUAUCAAUAACAGCAACAAGCUCUCUCAAUCUCCCCUGAACAAUACUCCAGCCCAAGAAUCUGUUCAACAGCCUCAGCUUUUGUAGGUGGAGUCAGUCCCAAAGGAGCCCAAGGGUGGCAAGGCAGCCCAGCUAGAAACAUACAAGCGAGGGACAUCUUGCAUGAAGUGAUCUAUUUACUUUGGGUUGUAUCUAAUGCUUGACCUCCUCAGAGUAGACACAUUGAAAUCUGUGGAUGCAACUAACUUAAGCUGCUUAAAUUCAGUAGAAAAAACCGUACAGGGCUUAGUUUGAGACAACUAUCUAUUGGUUACCAGUUCAUUUCCAGGCCCAAUUUAAGGUGCUUACACUAGUGUUUAAAGCAUUAAAUGAUUUAGGCCCCAGUCUAUAGCAUAAGAUUAGUCAGUCAGCUUCUUAUCCUGUUAAUCUCCAUCACAGGUCCCAGCAAAAUGAUACAUCUGUGAACCGCUGUGUCUGUUGCUCCGUCGCCCGGGAUCCCUCCAUUUAUGCUCUCGGCAAGCCCACGCCUGGGCAAUUCAAUGACUGUCCCAAGAGACGCUUUGGGCAAACCAUUUCCUUCUGCCUUCAAGUUGCAGGUGGGUGCUGCAGCCUCCAGGUCAAUCAAAGCAGUGCGGAUCAGUCACUUUGGGAUCCCAGCAUAAUGGCUGUAUGGCAGGGGUUGGGAAUUGCUAGCCUGCAGGCUGAAUCAGGCAGGUGUCCUUAUUUGGCCCACAAAACUGCCCCCCACAAACCACAAUCUCCUGACUGUGUUGUCUUCCAUAUGAAAAUCCAAAUUCAAUGUAGUAAUUCCCUACAGAUAUCUUAUUAAGAGGCAAGAACGUAUACAUGUACAAUAUUGAUCGGUUUUUUUGUUGUCUUCUGUAUGAAGUCCCAAAUUCAUUGUAGUAAUUUAGAACAAGUAUUUUAUUAAUAAGCAUGCACACAUAUAUGUACAACUUCAAUCAAUUGAACAUAAUCUUCAGUAACUCCUGAAGUUAGACAGCCUCCAGGUUGACAGUGUUGGUGGUAUUGUUUUAAAGCUGCAAGAAUCUUGCUGCAGAUGUUAGCAUUGAUUAAAAAGAAAAAGGUAAAGGGACCCCUGACCAUUAGGUCCAGUCGUGGCCGACUCUGGGGUGCGGCACUCAUCUCGCUUUAUUGGCCGAGGGAGCCGGUGUACAGCUUCCAGGUCAUGUGGCCAGCAUGUCUAAGCCGCUUCUGGCGAACCAGAGCAGCACACGGAAACACCAUUUACCUUCCCGCAGAAGUGGUACCUAUUUAUCUACUUGCACUUUGACCUGCUUUCAAAUUGAUAGGUUGGCAGGAGCUGGGACCAAACAAUGGGAGCUCACCCCAUCGCAUGGAUUCGAACCGCCAACCUUCUGAUCAGCAAGCCCUAGGCUCUGUGGUUUAAGAACCCAUAUUUCUGUGCCAGAAAGGCAGAAUGGUGCAGUGGUUAGAGUCUCAGACUAUGGACUGGGGAGAUUCACAUUCAAAUCCCUACUUAGGUGAUGAACUCCCUCAUCGACUUUGAGCUGGCCACCAUCUCAGCCUAAGCUACACAAAAGGCCUCUCUUCAAGGUUGUUGUAAAGUAAAAUGGGUGGUUGUAAGGGGGGGGAAGGGCUAUGUAUGCUUUGAUCUCAGCUGCUUCCAUCUGUGGAACUGGCACACACUCUCCAUCCAAUAUUUUUAUGGAAUUUUAUCCAUAUAACCCAAAUAACAAAGUAGAACUUCAUGAGACAAACUCAUGAAAACUAAACCAAACCAAGGGUGGCAUAUUCAAGAAGAAAUGAAUAAAGCUGGUUGUCUGGAUAUUUGCAAAAGGAAGUCGGGGAGCCCAAAAGUAGGAGGCAGGUGCCAGAGCCAAUGAAAGAGCCAACCAAUUCUAGUUCUGCAGCCAUCUUUAUUCCCGCUGAGUUCUGUAAGAGGCAACAGUGAGAGUAAGGAGGAGGAGGCUGACAGGCAGGUUGCAAGAACAAGGCAGGCAGGGAGAGGCAGACUGUGGGUAGUAGGGCAGUGUCUCAUUUGCCUCCACUGGAUACAACCCUUUAAACAUACAGUAUAUGUAGAAAAAGGAAAAGCUAAUCAUAGAGUCAUAGAAUUGUUGAGUUGGAAGGGACUCCCCAGGGUCAUCUAGUCCAACUCCCUGCAAUGCAGGAAUCUCAAGAUGUGGUCCCCCAUCCAGUUUGAAACAGUACUGGACCCUGCUUAGCUUUGCAACCGUGCUAGCAGUUUUUAUCGCUGCAUCUUACACAUAUGUGCAUCUGUCCCGUGCUGCAACGUUGUCUUGUGUUUCCUAAGAUUGUCAGGAAGAGUCCCUGGAGAAAAACAUGCUACAGAUGUUUUUGUCCCAAGCCCUGGAUAAACGAUGCAACUGUGGAGUAUCUCCUGCUUAUUUCAAAGGUAGAGUGCCUGUAAUAUAUGUCUGGGCUUUGGCCUAUAUGAGCUAAUUUAUUUAUAAAAACAUUUUAAAGGGCAAACAGGGGAGUGGCAGGACAAAGGGUCAAACAAGAGCCGUCUCCAGGGGGUAGUAGGUUUAGGCAUCUGUCAGGGCCCCCAAACCAGGAGGCCCCUAACAAUGGGGCCUUCGCGCAGUAUAUUCAGUUAGGGCCACAUUCGUGCAGUAUAUUCAGUUAGGGCCACAUUCACACCAUUCAUUUAUUAUACCACUUUAAACAGUCAUGGCUGCCCUGAAAGAAUCGUGGGAACUGUGGCUUCUUAAGGGUGCUUAGAGUUGCCAGGAGAGCCCCUUUCCCCUCACAGAGCUACACUAUUCAGAGUGGUUUUACAAGAAAUCCCUCUUCACAGGGAACUAUCUUAAGUUCACUCUCCACAUUUACUCAUCAUUUUGCAAUUUAUUUAUUUUUUAGACGUGCUUUCAGAAAUUCAGCAGAAUUUUCAUGUGUGUACUAUGCACACAUUUUGGGUGUAUUUUAAAAAAAAAACAUUUAACAAAGAAAGAAAAGAGAAGGAGAAAGAAAGAAAAGGGUGAAAAACAUUCAUCAGCUCACAUUAAGAAUACAGAAGCCAUCAAUACACCCAUCUUAAAAUGACCGGCUACAUGAGGAGACCAAUUCAUGAUGGGAAAAGCUAUCAAUGGCUACUAACUAUUAUGGCUAUGCUCUGCCUCCACAGUUGGAGGCAGCAAUGCUUUUGAAUGUUUGUUACUGGAAACCACAGGAGGAGAGAGUGAUCUUGGGCUUGAAUCCUGCUUGCUGGUUUCCCACAGGAAUCUGGUUGGCCACUGUGAGAACAGGAUGCUGGACUAGAUGGGCCUUUGGCCUGAUCCAGCAGGCCCUUCUUAUGUUGUCAAGGACUGUGUCAUUUAUACCAGCCUGCCUGUACCUUAAGAUCUACUUCUGAAGCCCUCUUGAGGCACCAGCCUCCCAAAGUACUUAGGCUAUUGAACACGGCAUUUGUGGUGGUGGCCCCACAGUUCUGGAUCCCAUUCUGAUAUUAGCCUAGCCCUUUUGGUGGUGGCUCCACCAUUGUGGAGUGCAGUCCCAUUAGGAAAGUCCUGAAUGAAGAUACACUGGUUUUAGAAAGUUCCGAGGACAUUGUGGAAAUACAGGGCUGUAGCUUGAAGGUUAUUUCCAUUUUUUUGUUUUCUUUUCUCCUCAGAUCCUGCUGUAGCCUGUCAGGGCCCACAACUGGUUUUCACUGCUUUCCUGACUGCCAGGUCAACAGAGCAACUCAGCAGCCUGCUGAAGGCCUUCUCGCUUCUCAUUGAGAGCAAGGAGGUUCUGCACUUUGGGAAAUGGAAUGGAACGGCGGUGAAGGCUUGCUUGAGAGAUACUAACAUGACAGACGGGCCUCCAGGUACUCCAGGUAAUGAUGAAACACCAGGCACAUGGGUGCUGUACGGCUGGGCAAUGAUGCAUUAGGGAAAGCCAGGCUUUGCUAGGAUUUAGCUUUGAAAGGGGUAAUUCCCCGCAAAGGAAAAUAUCUUUUUAAAUCGCGUGAAGAGUUUAUUUCCCUCCUUAUUUUAGUUGUAUUGAUUUAUCUACUGUAUAUUUUGGAAUUUUGGUAUGAUGGUUGCUGAGGUUGAGGAGCAGCUUUUUGUCUAUGUUUGGAUACAGUUGGACGCCAUUUUGAAUCAAGAUGGCGGACUGACUCUUUCAAAACUGCACUGGUUUUAAUAACUGGUUUUUGGUUUCUUAGAAUUCCUGAGCAAUGCCAGCUGUAAGGCUGCUUGUUUAUUUUAUUUGUUGCUUUUCACACAGGGAGGAAUGCCCCAGAGUGGCCUAACAGCAUUAAAAAUCAUUUAAACCCUGUAGGAAACAACAAUAAAACACAAUAUCUAAACAUGCUCACCUCCCCCCACCAAAUGUAUAAACAGAAAAACCCCACUAAAAUAUGAGCGCUAAAGCAGGUCAAAAACCCAUACUUCACUACGCUCCCUAUUAAUAACCAAAGGCCUGGGUCAACAAAAAUGAUUCAGCCUGGUGUCUGAAACCAGACAAUUAUAGUGCCAGGCAUAUUUUCCUGCGGGGAACAUUCUAUAAACAGGGAGCCACCACCAAGGAGGCCAUUUCUAGUGUUGCCAUCUUCCUAACCUUUCUCGGAGAAAGCACUUGGAGAAUGGCCUCUGAUGGUGAAAACAGAGUCCCCUUCGAAAAAACAGGGCCAAACCCCAAGGAUUGGAAUCGCCAGGCAUUUGUUGUGGUCCAGAAACCAGCAAAGAGGGGUGGGGCUGGCAUGAUCCUGCUACUUCUCUUAAUAAAAAAAAAACCUCUACAUGUUCAGUGUGAUGUGACUUUGCUUUUUAAAGUGGUCGUGCCGGAAAGGACAACCAAAGCAACUCCCUUGACUGAGCUGCUUAUCAACGAAGUGAAUUCAGACAACCCGGGAGGCCGAGAGGACACUGAAUACAUUGAGCUCUUCUAUCCUGGUCAAGCACCAUUUGCUCUCCAGGGCUACUGGCUUGUGCUUUACAAUGGGAAGAACAACUUGGCUUACAAGGUGAUAAACCUGUCGAGCUACAGGACCGACGAGCGAGGCUACUUCCUGGUGGGUAGCACUGGGGUGACCCCCAAGCCCCAGAUUGUCCUGCCUGACAAUACCAUCCAGAACGGACUGGACGCUGUGGCUCUCUACCGCAGCAAUCCCAAUGCCACCUACAAAACGAACAUGCCCCUAACCAAUGUGGGGCUGGUGGAUGCCCUCGUCUACAAGGCCCGGGGCUCAGACAAUGCCGACAAGCUGCUUGCUGUUCUUGCCCCAGGCCAGAGGGUCUUGCUUGAAGAUGAUUCUCACAGCAGCCAAGAUGAGUCCCUCAGCCGAUGUUACAGCCUGCGGCCGAGAGACCACAACAGCUUCCAGGUAAGUGGCAGGAUGCUGGCUUUGGCCAGAAGGAGCCCUGAGUUGUAACGCUGGAAGCUGACAUGUGCCAUUGCUCUCUCUAGUUCAGUGUUGUUGGCAGCAGGGUGGACUCUGCACCAGCCUUUGCCAACCUGGUGCCCUCCAGAUGUUUUGGGCUACCGUUCUCAUCGGCCUGAGCCAAAUCCCAAACAUCUGGAAGGCACAACAUUGCCAAAGGCUGCUCUUCACUGGUUGGCAGUGCCUGGCAAGUGCUGUCUCUUUCAGAUAGGAAUGUUUUCCAGCCCAACCUGGAAAUGUUGGGGGUUAAACUUUGGGAUCUUUUGCAUGAGAAACCUUAGCUGUAGACUCCCUUCUUUCCUCCAGCAAGCUUAAGACAGCAAAUAUGCCUUAAGCCCACCCCCCAUUUUAUCCUCCCUACAAGCCAAAGUUGUCCAGUGAGCUUCAUUGUUGAGUGGGGAUUUGAACCUGGGUUUCUCCAGUCAUAAGGGACGUGGGUGGCACUGUGGGCUAAACCACAGAGCCUAGGACCUGCUGAUCAGAAGGUCGGCGGUUCGAAUCCCCGCGACGGGGUGAGCUCCCGUUGCUCAGUCCCUGCUCCUGCCAACCUAGCAGUUCGAAAGCACAUCAAAGUGCAAGUAGAUAAAUAGGUACUGCUCCGGCGGGAAGGUAAACGGCGUUUCCGUGCGCUGCUCUGGUUCGCCAGUAGCAGCUUAGUCAUGCUGGCCACAUGACCCGGAAGCUGUACACUGGUUCCCUCAGCCAAUAAAGCGAGAUGAGCGCCGCAACCCCAGAGUCGGUCACGACUGGACCUAAUGGUCAGGGGUCCCUUUACCUUUUACCUUCUCCAGUCAUAUCCCAUCUACCUAAAACCAGGGGUAGCCAAUGUACCCCUGGAUUGUUGGACUGCAACUCCCAUUAUUCCUGACCUCCAAGAUACUGUAUCCCUACAGCUGUGGUUUCCAGCCUUCUUUCUCCACACACCACUUAAGAAUUUAUUAUCAUCUUGGUAGACCACUUCAUGAUUUUUCUGCCCAUUGCAGCAAUUGUAAAACGCUGUUCUAGAUCCAACAUGAUUUUUAUUGUAUUUUUAUUGCUUCUUUUCUUUCUGAUAUUGUAUUUGAUUGUAUGGCAGUUUGAAUUCCCUGUAAUUCAGAGAGUAAUACAAUAUAAGAAAUAAAAGAAGCAAUUAAAAUGCAAUUUUAAAAAAACCAAUAUGAGUGUUUAAUAUGGAUAUGCCACAGGCCACCUAGCAUAAGAACACAAGAAAAGAAUGUUGGAUCAGCCCAAUGGCCCAUCUAGUCCGGCAUCCUGUCCUGUGGGACACCAACGAACAAGAUUCAAACACAAUAACACUCUUCCCUCCUCUGGUUUCUAGCAGCAGAAACAUUGCUGCCUCUAACUACCCUAUAGCCAUCAAUAAGCCCUUUUUUCUAUGUACGAAUGAAUGAAGCUCAUGGACCACAGAUUGGGAAGCCCUGCUCUACACCUUGACUUAUUCUUUCAUUAUCAUUUAUUCAAUGUAUCAGUCGCUUUUUCUUUCCAAAAGCAACUUACAACCCAAGUCUAUUUUAAAACCAAAUGCACAGAGGUUAGAAAUGUUAUUAGAAUAUGUAAUAUUUCAGGCCUAGCAAGUCUUUGUGGGUUUCUCCUGCAGGUGACAGAAAUGACUCCUUCCCAGGAAAAUACUUGCCCACCUCCUGGCUCAAAUUCCACAGAGGAACUGCCCCAGAACCACUCAGUCGUAAUCAAUGAACUGGGCAUGGCCAACCACACCAUUCUGUACCGAUUUAUUGAGCUGAAAGGGCAUCCUGGUGUCAGCUUGAAAGGGUACACGUUGAUGUUCUUUUCCGGGCACAAUGCCAAACCAUACAGCACUAUUGAUCUGCAGGGCACAUUUGGAAGCAAUGGUUUGUUCCUCAUCUUGCCAGAAGGACAGUCCAAGACUAUCAAGCCUCACGGUAUGACAUUGACCCUAGGGAUGGAUGAAUUUGUCAAUUCAAGCUUCUGUCGCUUGCUCAUUUCCCCCCCAACCUUAAAUUCAUUUCUCCACAUUUCUGAAGCAAUCUGCAGAUUUUAAUUCAGCCACGUUUUAGUGAAGAUACCUCCUAAUAAGCAUGUUAUUCAAUGCAAUUUUAACUAAUAUACAUUUCCCCCCUAAGCAGUUUCCCAUAAUUCAAUUUUGUAUGUUUUCACUACUAUAGUCAUUUUUAUGCACGCUUUUCCCUAAGUUGCUAAAAACUGUCCACACUUUACAAGAGUAUAUUGCAAAAAUUGGAGAAGUGUGGGUUUCGGAAAACAGGUGUGUUUUGGUUUGCAUAUUGAUUUGAGAAGUGCAAAUUAGAUGGCUUCUCAAUAAAAUGCAAACAAAAAUUGAAUUUCUACCCUAUCCAUAGUUGACACACAGUUAACCUUUUUCUGCUCAGCUUCCACUAAUUGAAAAGCUUAAUGGGCCCAUGCAGCGGCGUAGCGUGGGUUGUCAGCACCCGGGGCAAGGCAAGUAAUUUGCGCCCCCUAACCCGGGGCAAGGCAAGUAAAUUGCGCCCCCUAACCCCUAACCUGCCGCCACUGCCAGCUUCUUCUUGCUGCUGCCUGGGCUGGGCUGGGCGGCCGCUGCACUGUCCCUCCCCCAGAUAGUCCCUCGCUCUCUCUCCGCACCGCACGCCUGGCACCCACCCCCUCCACAGUGGGCGGCGACCCAGCCGCUCGGAUCGGAUUCGCACAGCCAGCACUGCAGUGAGAGAGAGUGAGUGAGCCAGGUAGGGGCAGAGAGCUGCGAGUGUGAGCGCCCCCCCCAGAUGUUGCGCCCGGUGCGGCCGGCCCCCCUGCACCCCCCACACUACGCCACUGGGCCCAUGCAGCCCAAAAGCUUGGCAGCUGAUUUACCAGGUUGCAAUCUCGGGCUGUAGAGGAGUGCAUGUGAAUUGCACAGGAAGUGUGAAUUGCACAGAAAGAUCCAUACCAUUCACCCUGCUGGGUAAUGUUAUUAACGAACUCCCCUGCUGUGUGAGAGACAUUGGGCCCAUCUGCGCUAUAUAUUUAAGGCAGCAUUGUACCACUUUAGCAGCCAUGGCUUCCUUCCAGAGAAUCCUGGGAACUGUAGUUUGUUAAGAGUGCUGAGAGUUGUUGGGAGACCCCUAUUUCCCUCACAGAGUUCCGUAAGAGGGGUAAUUUAUUGUUAAGCCACUCUGGGAGUUGCAGCUCUGUGUGAGGGGAAUAGGGGUCUCCUAGUCUUUCUCAGCACCCUUAACAAACUACAGUUUCCAAGAUUCCUUGGAGGAAGUUGCGGCUGUGUAAAGUGCUACGAUGGUGCUUUAAAUGUAGAGGGCAGAUGAGGCCUUCCUCACACUUAGGAAUCUGCCUUAUACAGUCAAACCUUGGUUGUCGAACGUCUUCUGUUCCAGAAGCCUGUUCGGCUUCCAAAAUGUUCGACAACUGAGGUGUGGCUUCCUAUUGGUUGCAGGAGCUUCCUGCACUCAAGCAGAAGCCACGUUGGAUGCUUGGCUUCCGAAAAACGUUUGAAAACCGGAAUACUUCCAGGUUUCCGGGGUUCAGGAGCUGAAAUGUUCCAAAAUGGAGGUGCUCGGGAAGUGAGAUUUGACUGUAUUGAGUCAGAUCGUUGGUCCCUCUAGCGCAGCAUUGUCAACACUAAUUGGCAACGGCUCUCCAGGGUUUUGGACAAGAGUCUUUUCCCAGUCCUACCAGGAGAUGCCAGGGAUAGAACACUUCACUAUGACCCUUUCUCAUCUCUCAUGCACGUGUGGAUGUGGUGGCAUACUUUGCAAGCUAGAGAUGUGUGUUGGCCAAAGGGUAGAGGCCAUUUUGAACAUCUGGAGAGCCGCAGGUUCUCUACCUAACUCUUCAGUUGUCAAGAAGCAGGAAGGAGAAGACUCACACAUUCCUUGGUUUUGACUGUGUUUAUACCAUCUGUGUUUCCAGAGCAACGAGUGAUGCCCUCUGUUUGGAGCAAUCCCUCCUUGCAAGAAGUGACCCAUUCUGUGGCACUCUCCAGGCAUGCUCUUAAUGGCACUAUGGAGGAGCACCUCAAAGAUGUUGCAGUUUAUACAUGGGAGACGGGUGCAAGCCAAGCUCAUCCUCGUCUUUCUGAACCGAUCCACUUUGUAUCUAGGGAAGGAGGCAGGUGAGGUUUAUUGCAUUUCUAUCCCAAUAUUGGGAGUGCUCUUUCAAAAAAAAAAACAUUUUAAAAAGUGUCCUCUCUUCCUUUUGGCUAUGGGGAAGGGCUGUGAACAGGGGCAAAAGGCUCUACCGAGUCAUUAUUCAGAACUUGCUUUCUGACAUUAUUGUACAGUGGUACCUCGGGUUACAAACACUUCGGGUUACAGACUCCGCUAACCCGGAAGUAGUACCUCGGGUUAAGAACUUUACCUCAGGAUGAGAACAGAAAUCGCACGGCGGUGGCAGUGGGAGGCCCCAUUAUCUAAAGUGGUACCUCAGGUUAAGAACAGUUUCAGGUUAAGAAUGGACCUCCGGAACGAAUUAAAUAUGUAACCAGAAGUACCACUGUAUAUCAAAAUAUAAUUGGCUGCAUCCUGUUGUGACUUCAUCAUGCUAUCUAUGGGACCUCCAAAUGGUUAGCAUGUGAAGUUAGCUUUAUCUCUUAACAAUAAAGAGCCAAAAGGAGGUCCUGAUCAUAGAGAGGAAUUAUGGACCUGGAGAGAGACAGACUUAAAGAAGGACAAGAGGAGAGAGUAUGGCUGUGUUCACACAUGUAACACUAAACCAUGGUUUACCACUACAUGCAUGAGCAGAAAGGACCCCACACAAAUCCUCAGGCUUGCAGGCAGUCCUACCCUCCCCCUGCACAGCCAGAGUUAAUUUCCUUUCCCACAAUUCCUGAAUGUUUGUUCCAACCCCUGGCCUCUGGUUGGCACGUAACAAGAAGUCACUUUUCAUGGAAAAGGAAGCUAGGUUCACUUCCAGGUGACUUAUUUAUGUGUCCAGUUCUGGGCACCGCAGUUAAAGAAGGAUAUUGACAAGCGGCAAAGGGUACAGAGGAAGAUAACCAAGAUGAUAAAGUGUAUGGAAAACAAGGGAGUUUGAUAUGCUUAGCCUGGAGAAGAGAAGACUGAGAGGUGGUAUGGUUAGCCAUCUUCAGUAUGGGAAGGGCUGUCACACAGGAGAUGGGCCAAGCUUGUUUCUUGCUGCUCCAGAAGGUAGGAUGCGAACCAAAGGAUUCAAAUAACAAGCAGAGGUUGUAUGGCCAUAUGUCAGGGAUUAUUUAGCUUUGAUUCCUGCAUUGCAGGGGGUUGGACUAGCUGCCCCUCGAGGUCCCUUCCAAAUCUAUAGAUCUAUGAUUUUAUGAAGUAGAAGGGGGAAGGUUGUUGAUUAUGUUGUUUUUCUUUAACAUAUGCAAUAAAUUGAUGCCAAGUUGAAAUAAAUGUAUAUGUUUUUGAAAUCCCAUGGGGAACUCUCGUUGAUUUUCUGUUUCUUUUGCAGACCGCUGUCCUUGAGCCGCUGUCCCUCCUGCGGCAAAAUCUAUGCAGUCUCUGACCCCACUCCUGCCUCGGAGAAUCACUGCCCACAGGAAUCUCUCUUCCUGAAUCUUGAAAUCUGCCUGCUGACCCCCAGUAAGAGAAGCUUAUCUUCUUUUUCUUGUGAGAGUGGAAAGGUGAUUUAGGAUGCUGCUUACCUUCAAACUAAAGAACAGGCAGUGUAUUCUGGAGAGCCAAUGUGGCCACAGUGUCACACUAGGGCAUGGGGGACCAGGGUUCAAAUCGCCAUUCAACUAUGAAGUUUACUGGGUGAACUUGGGCCAGUUGUUACCUCUCAGCCUAACCCACCUCUCAGGGUGGUUGUGACGAUGAAUAAAAAACUUUGUGAAGAAACCCUGUAAAGAAAACAUAAAGGGGGAGGGAAAUGUUAAGACUGCUGUCCUAUGUCUGUUAUGUUCAUAACACACCCUUUGCAUUUGUUUAAUUUUAAAUUUGUACCUUAGAAAUGUUUAAUAAAGAAAUAUUUGUUUUAAAAAUUGUUUUUUAAAAAAAGAAAAGUAAAGAAAAGAGCAUGGACUCUCUCUGCUGUGUGUUUUGCAUGAACCACGUUGUUGCAAAGGGGAUUGGCUCAAUAUCUCUUAAUUCCUCCUCCUCCUCCUGGCAGAUUGUUCCAUGUGGCCUCAGAACCCACAGAUGUUGGCAAGUCUCCAGCAAGCAUUAGUGAGAUCCAUGGAGGAGAGCUGCUUCUGUGGCAUCUGCCAAUGCUAUCUACACGGUCUGUGUCAAAACGUCAUCCAACUUCCAUAGGAACUUAAGAUUUGUUAGCUGCCUAGUGCAGACAGCUGUUGGGGAGGUACAGUCUUGCUGCAGCUCACAAAGUUUAUAUGAGUCAGGUGUAGAGAACCCUUAGCCCUCCAGAUGAACUUCAACUCCCAUCAUCCCUGGUCCUGCUUGCUGGGGCUUAUGGGAGUUAUAGUUCAGCAACCUCUGGAGGGCCAACGGUUCCCCUUCCCUUGUAUAAUUAAUUUUCACAUAUCUCCUUUGAGAGGUGUUUUUGUUUUCCUCCCUGCUUUCUUUUAGAGGAGGCUUAAUAGACUUUUGUAUUUAAAUCUACCCUUGGGUAAAGAAAACCGGAUGGAUUUUAAAUUGAUACUGCUACUUUAAAUUGGUUUUUAUUUAUUUAUUUAUUUAAAAGAAUUGUGAUACAUUUGAUUUUGUGGUUUGGUUUGCUGGCCUGAAGCAUUUUAUGCUGCUCUUUUCAGCUUCGGUAUUUUAGGGUCGCCUAACAAUGCUUUGCACACUUAGCAAACUACAAUUCCCAGAAUGCUUGGGGGGGGAGCAGUUCAAGUGCUUUAAAUGUAUGGUGCAGAUGCAGCUCCGGUUGUACAAAUGGCGCUUUAAACAGACCAAAAAAAGCAGACAGCCCAUCAGAAUUAUAAUGAAGGCAGGUAUACAAGUCACCCGGAGCCAGUGUAAAGUAGUGGUUAGAAGUGUUGGACUAGGGCCUGGGAGGUAAAGUAAAGGUAAAGGUACCCCUGCCCGUACGGGCCAGUCGUGACCGACUCUAGGGUUGUGCGCCCAUCUUGCUUAAGAGGCCGGGAGCCAGCGCUGUCCGAAGACACUUCCGGGUCACGUGGCCAGCGUGACGAAGCUGCUCUGGCGAGCCUGCACCAGCGCAGCACACGGAAACGCUGUUUACCUUCCCGCUAUAAAGCGGUACCUAUUUAUCUACUUGCACUUAGGGGUGCUUUUGAACUGCUAGGUGGGCAGGAGCUGGGACCGAAAGACGGGAGCUCACCCUGCCGCGGGGAUUCGAACCGCCGGCCAUACGAUCGGCAAGUCCUAGGCACUGAGGUUUUACCCACAGCGCCACCCGCGUCCCUAGGGCCUGGGAGACCAGGGUCCAAAUCCCCUCAGCCAUGAAGCUUGCUUAAUUAUCUUCAGUCAGCGACUGUCUCGCAGCCUAGCCUACCUCACAGGGUUGUUGUGAAGAUAAAAUUGAGAGAAAGAGAGGGCCGUGUAUGUUACCUUGAGCUCUGGGGGAGUGGAAGUGGGAUAGAAAUGUAACAACAACAACUCGCAUCCAAUAAAGCGUGCAACUUACUGAAAUAGGAAAUAUUGAGAGCUAGUGUGGUGUAAUGCUUGACUAGGACAUGGGAGACCAGGGUUUGAAUCCCCACUCAGCCAUGACACUCACCAGGUGAUUUUGAGCCAGCCCAAUAGCUCUCAGUUUAACCUACCCCACAAGAUCGUUGUGAGGGUAAAAAUGGUGAAGAUAAAAAUAGAACUCCUUAGAAGAAAGGUGUAAAAAUAAAUAAAAUAAAAAUCUGAAGAGUGAAGGUAACAGGAGUGAAGCAGGGGCAAAGGAUCUUGGUGUUUAUGUAUACAGUGGUACCUCGGGUUAAGAACUUAAUACGUUCCAGAGGUCCAUUUUUAACCUGAAACUGUUCUUAACCUGAAGCACCACUUUAGCUAAUGGGGCCUCCUGCUGCCACCGCGCCACCAGAGCACGAUUUCUGUUCUCAUCCUGAAGCAAAGUUCUUAACCCGAGGUACUAUUUCUGGGUUAGCGGAGUCUGUAACCUGAAGCGAAUGUAACCUGAGGCGUAUGCAACCCAAGGUACCACUGUAUCUGUAGACACUCCUCUUUCACACAACCUUGUCUUUCUGUUACAGCCCUAUGCUAGGUUUGGUUUGAUGCUAUAUAACCCCACCCCCCACUCUCCCUUUGGUACUUCUGAACUGAACCAGACCCCCGCUCCUCUUUUUUGUCUUUCCAUAUAGGGGUUACGUUCACCUGCCUUAAUUCCACCCUGAAAGUCUCUGGCCAAGUGUGGGCCAGGUCACCUGAGCAGCGUCAGCGCCUCGUUCAGUGGCAUUCUCACUUUUCCUCAAGUCCCCACCCCUUUGCCGUGGACGGGAAGCCCCUCAAAGCGAACGCUGCAUGUGCAUCUCUGGGAAAAACAGCGCAGAGGUCUGAGGGUGAGCGGAUGGGGAAACGGCCCAAAUGGCUGCGAGGAAGUGGCGACACGAGAGGCGCCCAAAUUAUUUUGUUUGACUUUAAAAUUCAAUAAUACUGACAGAACAUUAAAACAAGCUAACUAUUACAAAACAAUCAAAACAUUCCAAAUAUCGUGUUGGGAGGCAGAGGUGGGUGGGAGGGAAGAUACAUAGAUGAACAGUUUAUCCUCAUUGCAUACUUUGGAAGGAAUAGAAUCUAUUCUGCGUAGAUUCUCUCCUACCUGCAUGCACUAAAUGACAAUGAGGAUGUAAAUUCACCUGUAGGUCGUGUUGCUUAGUGAUCAUUGUGGUGUAGCAGGAAAAUAUAUUAAAUAUAUAAAUUUAUAUGUACUUUACCUUUAUGUAUGUAAAGGUAAAGAUUAUGUUGGGUUUGAAUCGUUUUAUUGUUUAAAAACCUUUAAUAAAUACAUUUUUUAGAGGAGGCAGUAAUGUCUGCACUGUUUGGCAGUGGCGCUCUGUUGAGAUGCCUGAAAUUGAACCUGUCUCUAGAAAGCUAUCUCCAAAGCUGUAGGGAGCUCACCAAGACAGACUGAUAAUAAUUAUUCCCCCUCCUUUUCUUUUUUUCUUAGCUUCAUUUCAAGCCUGGGAGAUUGCUCUCAUUGUUGUGGGGUCCAUCUUUCUUGUACUGCUGUUAGCUGGAACAGCUUUCUAUUGCAUCAAAAGGUAAGGAGCAACGGCAGUUCUGCUUUCUGGUUUGUGUGCCAGCCUUUGCCUGAGCCCCCUGCAUAUUUUGGAGGGUCUAACAAACCAGAUUGAAACUCCACUGCAGUUCUUACUCUGCCAUACACAGCCCUCCUACCCGUCUGCUCUCCUAGUGCUUGGGAGAUCAACUAGAGACCACCUAGAAGGGUGAAUUGUGGACUGUAAAAGUGGGUAAUUGGCACUCAUUCUUCCUGGCACCGGAAAGCCAUGAAAUUGAGGCAGGCUCAAUUAAAAAAUUAAUUUAAAAUUGCUUUCCAAUAUGUUUUAGUUCUUAUCAUUUUAUACUAUAUUUUAAUGUUGCAUUACAAUUUUCAUUUUCAUUUUUUGCUUAGUGAGUCAUCCAGAAAGUGGAGUUGCUGUAUAAAAGCAGUAAAAUAAUAAUAGCAAAGAUAAAUUUACAUUAGACCUACUAUGUUAAUGGCCCGGUUCUAAUGAUCUGAAUAAGCCGUGUGCCCCUGGAAUGUAGCCUCUUCUCUCCUUCCUUUGUGGCACACCUGAACGCGAUGCAGAAGUCUCCAAUUGGCCAUUGUUUCCUGAUUCUUCAGGAAACAAUGGUUCCUAGCUUUAGAGCAAGCCAGGAGUUUAAACCAUGGUUAGAAGUUAAUCUAAGAUCCUGGCUUGUUCUGAAGGUGGUAACCAUAGUUUCUUGGUUCGGAGAAAACAGGAGGUCUCUUGAAUGCAAGGGCACAAAGCUCAUUCCUGUCUUGCUUUAUUAAGCUGAGAUAUGACCAUCCAGAGGCAGCCAUUGCCUAGCUGUUUGUGAAAGAAAAGGAGGGAGAAAAAGAAGAAUCAGCUAAGAAGGAACAAGAAGAGUUCCUCAAAUCUUCAGUGCAAUAAAUUGUAAUUUAUUAAGCCUAACAUGUUUUGCUUAAAAACGUGAAACAAAGCACUCUGUGUUCUCCGUGUACUCUGUUACAAACUAAUUCCUCAGGAGUACAGAGUGUGUUUGUUUUACAGUUCCCCUAACAAACGUGUUAGCCUCAGUUAGUUAUAAUGUCACACUCCUUUAUGGUAGGGUUCUCUUUAUGUGAAUUUACAAGGGAGGUUUGUGUGCAUUACGCAGAAUCCAUUCUAAUGGUCCUCCCCACAUCCCAUUUUGCUUCAUGCAACUUUCUGCUUCCUCACUUGGAAAUUCAAGCAUGUUCCAGUAGCUGCUUAAAACGUUUUAACUAAGCUAAAAAACCCGAAGGGGCUUUUCAACAAGCUUCCCCACAACUCAAGUUCCCGUUUCCUCCACCCCUUUGUGUGUCUGUUUUUGCUGUGUUGCUUUAUUUUGUCUGUCUACAGCAGGGUUUUUCAGACUCUAGCAUGGCAAGUCUCCUUCUACUCAGCCUGUUUCAGGAAAUGAAAUGCUUUAAAGCUUUCUGUGUAUAAGGGUCUAACUCUAUAUUACUUUAAAUCCAAUGUUUGAAGCGAUAUCAGGUGUUCGUUUGUCUUCAAAGAAAUUGAAGCUCUGCGGUGUAUCCAACUAAGUCCUCCUCAGAGUCGGCCCGUUGAAAUUAAUGAUAAUAAGUGGCUAUGUCUUAAUGACUAAAUGACUCAGGCCUCAAAUAUCUGAAGGACCACCUCCUUCCCUACAGACCCUCUCAGGUGCUGAGGCAGCAGUGCGGGAGAGGGCCUUCUCUGUGGUGGCCCCUAAGCUGUGGAACUCCCUCCCCACAGAGGUGUGUCUGGCACCUUCAUUGUGCAGCUUCUGGUGAAUGCUGACAAGGCAUCUCUUUACCCCUGGCUUUUGACACUUGAGGUGUAUAGUUUUAGAAGCCACUUUCUUUUUUAUGUUUGGAACUUGUUUUAGACUGUUUUUAAUCUUGUGUUUUAAUGUUGUAACCCGUCCUGGGACCUUAGGAUGAAGGGGGGGGGUAUAAUAAAUAAGCAUUUUUAAUGGGUCUACUCUGAGUAGGACUAACAUUGGGUACAACUCUCUGUUUGUGUUGUUCCAAAUAGGGACCACAAUGCAGCAGGAGGAAAGGUUUAACACUUUCCUCCUCUGCUAUCAACCGGGGGGGGGGGGGAUGCAAGUGUGGGGGAAAAUAGAUGCAUCUGCACAGCAAAUAGCAACAGUAAAAUCCUUCCAUUGGCAUCCCAUUGAAGAUGCUUCCAAAUUGCUGCUGCUUUGGGGUGGAUUCAAAUCACAUACCGGCAAAUGCAGGUUGUGCAAUUAAAGUGGAUUUGAUGCUCUUGUGCAACGAACUGACUUCCCCAAUUUUCCACCGCAAUGCUCUCAUUCUCUUGCUCAGCCUUGGUCCUUGCCUCAAGUUCAGCAUCAGCAGGCACCACCCUUAAGCAGCUGCAAAGCGGCCCUUCCUGACACAUCCCCCCCACCCUGCUGCUUUUGGUGCAUGCAACAGACAUCGUGAUUUUUGUGCCCAAAUGGGGAAUGCAGAGGUUGCGAAUGUGAUGGACUCCAGCUCCCAUCAGCCCCAACCGGCAUGGCCAAAGGCCAAGGGUGAUGAUGGGAGUUGUGGUCCCACAACAUAUGGGUGGCUGCCUGAUGCUCAUCAGACAGACAUGGGAAGCUGCCUUCUAUCGACUCCAUCUAACUCAGUAUUGUCUCUGCAAUGAUGGCAGCCGCUCUCCAGGGUUUCAAGCAGUGCUCUCUCCUAGUCUUACCUGGAGAUGCCAGGGAUUGAACCUGGGACCUUCUGCAUGCAAAGCAGAUGCCCUGCCAUUGAGCUAACAUCAGUGGCAUCCUUCUUUAGCAGCAAGCCCUCCCAUCUGCCCCCACUUCCAGCCAUAAAUAAACAGGAGGGGAAAAAGGGCUGCCUGCUGAUAUUUGGAUCUGUGCAGACAUAGGGGUGCUUAUUAGGCCCCCUUCAUACAUGGAGUUGGUCCUGUUCUACGAUUCAGGAACAAGACCCUGAGUUGCAGGGGGUUGGAUUAGAUUACUCUUUGAGUCCCUUCUAACUAACAGUUUUAUGAUUCUAAGAAUAAAUUCCAUGCUGUACUGACACCCCCACCCAUUUGGAAUCUACAGUGUGUUCAGACUCUGUAAGCAAAAACCAGGAAAGUAUUUUUCUAAAUGCAUAGCCUUGUUACAAAAUGUUCUGGUUUGCAAUAAUGAAAGCACUGUACGCGAAGCAAUGCAAUUAACGGUUGCUUUGCGUCGCUUCCCCGUCCGAUUAAACAAAUAAAAGUCAUGCCACUUUCCUUUAACUUAUUUCCUCUGGUGUCUGUGUGUGUUUCCCCUCCUCCCCAGACGGCCUCAGAAUUACACCACCAUUGAGCUGAACGACCGCUGUGAGUUUAUGGCAGACUUCUGA
Messenger RNA from Podarcis lilfordi (Lilford's wall lizard), 19622 nucleotides. NCBI's taxonomy places the organism in Eukaryota, Metazoa, Chordata, Lepidosauria, Squamata, Lacertidae. The record is from the annotation of a GenBank genome assembly.